GGUAAACUGUAAUAUCAAGAACUCUUUUUUCGGUACUGUAAACUAUUCAGAAUUUUUCAAAAAUUUACAAGGAUGAUACUGUAAAUAUAACGAACACUGCUAUGAAAAAAAAAAUUAAAACAAAAUAUUUCGGCAUGUAAUUUCGGACAUAGAGAUUAACUAUGAAGUUGUAAUUAGCAUUUCUCUAUUAUGAAUCUUCGAUCGUAUGCAUGCCUCCUAAUAAGCCAACACCUCUACUCCCUAAGGUUAGCCCCAAAAUUAAACUAUAAUAUUAAUAUUAUACGGUGCUUUGUGUAAUAAAAAAAAAUAUAUUAUUUAGUGAUGUAAUAAAAAAUAGUUGCUUGCAACGUGUGGACCGUUAGCCAGGUGAGAUGGUCCCUAUAAGGGUGGGCGGAGAGAGCACCAUCCAUAUGACUAGGGAGUACGGCCCACCAGAUGCAUCCCAACUACUUUGCCCCACUUGGUUACAGGCCCACGUGACUGGACCCGGCGAUAGGACUGUAUAAAGUAAUCAAUAUAAACAUAUUAAAAAAGCUAUAACAAGUCGAUGUGGGAUUUUUUCUUCCUUAAACCAAACCAAAUCAAAAGUUGUUCUUCUCAGUUAGUGUAAAAAUGAUGCUAUCCGACUCUCCACUCCUCAUCUCACUGCACAACAGAGUCAGAGAGACCAAAAACCUCUUUUUCCCUCUCGACCAAGGAACCCAAUCACCGGCGGCGGCGCAGUUGCUUCGUCCUCUAAGACCGUGUAUGUCGUUUUAGUAUUUUUUUUUUCCUUUCUUUCUUUCUUUCUUUCUAUGUCUAUCUCUUCGUGCCUUAUGUAUGAAUUUUUGUUAUUGCUCGGUAUUAGUUCUCAUAGGGCUUGAUUUUCUUCCUUCACGCUGGGUUUAUCAUACAAUACAAGUUUAGAAUUAAUUUUUUUUGGCUUCGUGUUUCUUUUAACUCGUUGCAUUCCAUUUUUUAGGAUUUAAAUCUGUAUAACAUUUUCUGUAUCGUAAAAUAGCAUAAAAUGCCUGAAGGUUUCCACUUAGAACGCCCUCUGUUCGCCGGUGCCUUAACUAGCACCUUCCCUCAAAGGUUCCAGGAGGUGUUUGUGGAUCCUUCCCGGGAUGAAAGUUUGAUCUUUGAGAUAUUAGAAUUGAAGGAAGAAGUUGGUGAUGAUGGAAGUGCUUCAUGGUUUCUUCAAGACCUUGCCUCUGAACAAGAAUCUGAAGGCUGCGUGGUGAUUGAACAGUCAGCAGUGACUUAGGCCCCUGGACUGUGCUAUAGGAGCACACCUGCUGUCAUUAUAACUGCAGUAGGCCAAAUGGUAUGUGUCCAUAGUAAUCUUUUAGGUUGUGUUUGCUGUUGGUUAUGGGUUUUUACUUUCUUUAGUUUGCCUUCACAUUUAAGUAAUGGAUGAUUGGCCUUUGGUCUAUUGUGUGGAAUCAUAAAUGUCACCAACCUUGUAUCUGUCGUAAACUUGUGAUUAUUGAUGCUAGGUAUCUGUUCUUCUACUUCCUUCAAUGUGCCUCUUCUGUAGGGACAAAGAUGAAAAAACAAAAGGGAAAUUGUGUUCAAAUAUGUAUAUAUUUCAACAUUUUCUUUCAAGUAACCUUACAUAAUAUAUCCUUUUCCUUUCCUGAUGACUGAUAUGGAAUGGAAGAGAAAUAGUGAAACAGUGUGCUGCUUCAUCACCUGAUUAAUCAUUAUCGGUAUUGAAUAUUUUCUUUCCAAAUAAUUUGUAUUGAACUGCCAUUAGAAACAUUUACGAAGAACUAUGAUGAUUGCAAGAAGUGCUUUUGAAGCAUGGCUUGUAGUUUCUCCAUUGCAUGGAAAAUAUUCUUUGUUUAUCAAACUUCCUUUGAAGAAUCUCAAAGUUAAACUGUAUUAACCUUUUGGGCUCAUAUCAAUUCAUUAUUUUGGUUACUUGAACAUAGGCUAUCUCUAAGGGACGGCAAGGUAGGGAAGCACAAAAUGUUGUGAGGGUAAGUUAUUUCUCUUCUUUUUUAAAUCUAGCUUAGGAUUUUCUUUCCACCAGCUAAUAACGGUUUAGUGUUUCUGUGCUCUAUUAAUAUUUUAUUGUUAUCUUGUGGGUAUAUGUUGCAAAUGUUCGUCUUAAAGAAGUUAACACGGAUAUCCUAAUUUCUGCAUAGGAGCCGAUUCAUAUAAAGUAAGUACUAGGAGUUUGUGUUCUGCUGCAACAAGUUCUCGGUUUUUUUGCUUUUCUUUCUGAGAGUACAAAUCAUUGAUUAAAUGCUAUCACCUAUACUUGAAUAAAUAACACCUAAAACAAGAGCAUCUACACAUGAAUAUACUUACAACAUUCAGUCAAUCUAUGCAUAAUUUCUCUUGUAUUUCAAUAAUUUUAAACAACUAACAAGUUGAAACAUGUUAUAUUAAUUGCAAGUGUAAGAUUAAUGCCUCUUUUUCUUCCAAAUGUUAAGAUGUUGAAUUUCAAGGAUACAAAUGUAUUUCCUCUCAACAUAAAUUUUCCUGCCACUAGUGCUUUAGUAAUGUAAAGAGGCAGAGCAUAAUCUUCCUCCUUUGCACCCUCCUUGUGUUAGAUUCUCCGAUUGUGGUUCAGUUCCCAAAUGUUUGAACAGAAAUAGAUGGUAGAUGGUAACAACACUGUUUUGUGCUGUGUUAAUAUUUCCGACACCCUCGCGCUUUCCUUAUUGUUUUUGGUCCAUUGAGUGAAAGUGCUACCGCCGUCGGGGCUGGUGCUGCCACUCCUGCCGAGCUUUCUGGAUGUACGCCAAUGGUUGAGGUCUUCAAACUUGCUGUCUCAACGUUUAAAGUCAACAACUGGGGCCUUUUUGGAAGUGUAUAGAUGAGUCAUAGGGCCAUGUAUAGAUUAUACAUGAAUAGGUUGUUUUAGAUUUAAUGAUUAUUUUUUGUUCAGAAAGAUUGUUGCCAGUCACCAAACUUAGUUUCUGUUGUCAUCUUCCAUUUUCUUUGAAUGUUGAACUGAAUGGCUUCUUGGUUUGGUGACUUUGGUCUCAGUCCUUUUUGUAGAGUUUGAAUUGUUAAAAUUACUUUCUGAUCAUCUCCCUCUCUCCGCUGUAGAUGUUACUGCAUGUGUUCAGUUUUACACAAUAAAAAUUAACCUCAUGGUACGGCUUUGUAAA
Messenger RNA from Cannabis sativa, 3107 nucleotides. RefSeq lists its product as uncharacterized. Gene Ontology annotation, cellular component: nucleus. The record is from RefSeq and is a predicted model, not a curated record. Gene Ontology annotation, molecular function: small GTPase binding; guanyl-nucleotide exchange factor activity. The transcript is spliced from 3 exons. Gene Ontology annotation, biological process: protein import into nucleus. Bases 1007 to 1246 code for a protein of 79 amino acids. Lineage: Eukaryota; Viridiplantae; Streptophyta; Magnoliopsida; Rosales; Cannabaceae.